AUGGCAUCAUCAUCACAAAGAAAGAGAAGAAGAGGAAACGGGAAGCGAGUGAUUGCAUCAUCAUCAUCUAAAAGAAAGAGAAGAAGAGGAAACGAGAAGCCAGUGUUUGCACCAUCAUAUCUACCAAACGACGUUGUAGAGGAAAUUUUCUUACGACUUCCGGUGCAAGCCAUCAUCCAACUCAAGUGUCUCUCAAAACAAUGGAGGUCGACGAUCGAGUCACGCAGUUUUGAAGAGAGACACUUGAAGAUCGCCAAGCAAGCCUGCGUGGAUCAUCCCAUGGUCAUGGCCAUCUCCGAAGAAUAUCCCUUCAAAGGGAGUAAAGGUACUCUGGCUCGUCCAGACACCGACAUCGGCUUUCGUACUGUCUGUUUGGAAUCGGCUUCUAUUUUGUCCUCCACUCUUAUCAAUUUCCCUCAAGGAUUUCAUCACUGGAUCUAUGCUUCCGAAUGCUGCGAUGGACUUUUCUGUAUCCAUUCCAUGAAAACACAAGCCAUUUAUGUAGUUAAUCCGGCCACACGGUGGCUCCGACAACUUCCUCCCGCCGGGUUUCAGAUUUCGAUGCACAAGUUAAUAUCCCCUCCACAAUUUUCGAGUGACAUAAAAUCAAUAUUUUACAUAACAUUCGUUAAGGCCACUGAUUAUAAAUUAGUGUGGAUGUAUACUCCUUACACGAAUGACUCUGAUGCCUCGGGUCCAAACGAGAAGUGCGAGGUCUUUGAUUUUAGGGCAAACACUUGGAGGUCCUUAACUUGCAUUCCAAGUUAUCAGAUAUUCUAUGACCAAACGCCAACAACUGCAAACGGGUCUAUUUACUGGUUUACAGAACCAUAUAAUGGCGAAAUCAAAGUGGUAGCUCUCGAUAUUCACACUGAAAAGUUUCGGGUGCUACCUAAGAUUAACCCAGCUAUUGCUAGUUCAGAUCCUAAACAUAUCGACAUGUGCACUCUAGAUAAUGGUUUGUGCAUGUCGAAAAGAGAAGGAGAGACUAUGAUCCAAAAUAUUUGGAAGUUGAAAUCAUCAGAAGACUCAUGGGAAAAAAUUUACACCAUAGAUUUGCUUUCUUGUUCUUCAUCUUUAUCUGUGUUUAGUGAUGGAUUUAAUUGGGCCCAAAAGGACUUGGCUGUGCCAUCCACACCGCUGGCGAUAUGCAAGAACAAGAAGAUCCUACUCUCACAUCGCUAUGCCCACACUCUGAUCAAAUACGAUCCCCAAACAAAAUCUCUCCAUUAUUUCUCAAAUGUCCUCGGUAUAGAAGAUUUGUUUCUUAUUUUCCGAGUUUGA
Molecule: messenger RNA, 1284 nt
Organism: Capsella rubella
Lineage: Eukaryota; Viridiplantae; Streptophyta; Magnoliopsida; Brassicales; Brassicaceae
Product: putative F-box protein At1g12855
Molecular function (GO): protein binding
Source: RefSeq, a predicted model, not a curated record